Molecule: messenger RNA, 6081 nt
Organism: Perca flavescens (yellow perch)
Lineage: Eukaryota; Metazoa; Chordata; Actinopteri; Perciformes; Percidae
Gene: dlg3
Product: discs, large homolog 3 (Drosophila)
Exons: 25
Coding region: 311-3019 (902 amino acids)
Biological process (GO): cell-cell adhesion; regulation of postsynaptic membrane neurotransmitter receptor levels; receptor clustering
Cellular component (GO): neuron projection; neuromuscular junction; postsynaptic density membrane
Molecular function (GO): ionotropic glutamate receptor binding; protein kinase binding
Source: RefSeq, a predicted model, not a curated record
AAAACUUCUGGAAAGUUGUCAUGAAGUUAACGGUCUCCUCUUGUAACAUUUGACUGUAACCCGUCUGUGGGUGUGUGCACCACUGCUGACCACUGAAGUAAUACUUCAGACCUGUUUCAGACAGACGGGGAGCGUCCGACUGGAUUUAAAAACUCAACCUCUCACUUGUUUGUGAAGUAGGCGCGUCAAUAACGUUAUAUAAUAUAAAUCCGGGACUAUUACUGUAAUUAUUUCUCUUCUAAAAAAAAACCCCCCAAAACUGUAAUUUACAUGACUUUUUUUGGAGUUGGACACACUAUGGUUCAUAAAUAUGGCAGACACAGAGCGAGCAGUGGGGCUGCUCAGACGAUACCAGGCCAACCUGACCAGUCCAGAGGAGCAGGCCCUGAAGUCCAGCGUGGGUAAAGUCUCUUCCAUCUUGGGCAGCCAGCUGUUCCAUGCCCUUCUUGAUAUUCAAGAGUGUUACGAGGUGACCUUGCAACUGAACACUGAACAAACUGUUGUGAAAGAAGACAGCAGGCAGGAUGCGUGGGAGGACGAGGAGGAGGGUGUGUCUCGGGUGCGAGUGACCAGCAGGAGGAGCCCCCACAAAGUGGAGCGAGUUUCUGGCCUGGUGACUCUAUCUCAUGUCGACGUGCCAAAGGCCAACCCUCCCCCCAUCAUCGUCAACGCAGACUCACUAGAUGCAGGCCCUUAUGUAAAUGGCAGUGAUGGGAUGUACAAAUAUGAAGAGAUCAUUUUAGAGAGGGGGAACUCUGGCCUGGGCUUUAGCAUUGCUGGAGGAAUAGACAAUCCCCACAUUCCUGAUGAUCCGGGGAUCUUCAUCACAAAGAUUAUCCCUGGAGGAGCAGCUGCUAUGGAUGGAAGGCUGGGGGUGAAUGAUUGCGUGCUGCGUGUGAACGAAGUGGACGUGUCUGAGGUGGUUCACAGUCGGGCGGUGGAAGCCCUGAAGGAGGCGGGGCCGGUAGUGAGGCUGCUGGUCCGACGGAGACAGGCACCACCCGAGACGAUUCUGGAGGUCAACCUGCUGAAAGGGCCCAAAGGGCUUGGAUUCAGCAUCGCCGGAGGGAUCGGCAACCAACAUAUCCCAGGAGACAACAGCAUCUAUAUUACCAAGAUCAUAGAAGGAGGAGCUGCCCAAAAAGAUGGACGGCUGCAGACUGGAGACCGCCUGCUAGCUGUGAACAACAUCGUGCUACAGGACGUGCGUCAUGAGGAGGCAGUGGCUGCGCUGAAGAACACCUCUGACAUGGUUUACCUCAAGGUGGCCAAGCCAGGACCUGUGCACCUCAACGACAUGUACGCCCCUCCAGACUACUCCAGCAGCCUGGCCCUCCCCCCAGCCUUCCCCACCAUGGUGGACAACCACGUCAGCCACAACUACAUGGGCGCAAUGGAACCCAAACCAGUGUACCCACCGCCCCAGGUCACCCCGUCCAGGUACUCGCCAGUUCCCCGCCACAUGAUGGGGGAGGAAGACUUCACAAGCAGAGCUGAACCUAUUUACAGUGUCAUCCACAAACCUGGGGACAUCAAGGUGCCCCAGGCCCUCUACAGAGGCUUCUGUCCUUCCUCUGCUCCCUUGUGCCAAGGUCCACUCCCCUUCUCUGGCAGGGAGCCAAGGAAGGUGUUGCUGCACAAGGGCUCCACAGGCCUGGGCUUCAACAUUGUUGGUGGGGAGGAUGGAGAAGGCAUCUUCGUCUCCUUCAUCCUGGCAGGAGGGCCGGCUGACCUGAGCGGUGAACUGAGGAGGGGAGACCGGAUUCUCUCGGUGAAUGGAGUGAACCUAAGGAAUGCCACACAUGAGCAGGCGGCUGCAGCGCUGAAGAGAGCUGGACAGACUGUCACCAUCAUAGCUCAGUACAGGCCUGAAGAGUAUAGUCGCUUUGAGUCCAAGAUCCACGACCUGAGGGAGCAGAUGAUGAACAGCAGCAUGAGCUCAGGAUCAGGCUCCCUGCGCACCAGUGAGAAACGCUCCCUCUAUGUCAGAGCUUUGUUUGACUAUGAUCGAACGAGGGACAGCUGCCUGCCCAGCCAAGGCCUGAGCUUCUCUUAUGGGGAUAUCCUUCAUGUCAUAAACGCUUCUGAUGACGAGUGGUGGCAGGCGAGGCUGGUCACGCCACAUGGAGAAAGCGAACAGAUUGGGGUCAUUCCGAGCAAGAAAAGAGUUGAGAAGAAAGAGCGGGCCAGGUUAAAAACAGUCAAGUUCCACGCCAGGACAGGCAUGAUUGAGUCCAACAGGCCAGUCAAAGUAAAGCGCAAAAAAAGCUUCAACCUCUCACGCAAGUUCCCGUUUUACAAGAGCAAGGAGAAUAUUGUGCAGGAGUUGGUGGAGUCUGAACAAUGCCUGACGUCCAACACAAGUGACAGUGAAAGCAGUUCGAAGGGACAGGAGGACACAAUUCUUUCCUAUGAGCCAGUCAUUCGACAGGAAAUUCACUACACAAGGCCUGUGAUCAUACUGGGCCCCAUGAAGGACAGAGUAAAUGAUGACCUCAUCUCUGAGUUUCCCCACAAGUUUGGCUCCUGUGUACCCCAUACGACUCGUCCGAGGCGAGAGAACGAGAUGGAUGGCCAGGAUUACCACUUUGUGGGAUCGCGAGAACAAAUGGAGAAAGACAUUCAGGAUAAUAAAUUCAUUGAGGCUGGCCAGUUCAAUGAGAACCUCUAUGGGACGAGCAUCUUGUCUGUCAGAACUGUGGCUGAGAGGGGGAAACACUGCAUUCUGGAUGUGUCUGGGAAUGCCAUAAAACGACUGCAGCAAGCACAACUUUAUCCGAUUGCCAUCUUUAUUAAACCAAAAUCCAUUGAAGCCCUAAUGGAAAUGAAUAAGAGGCAGACGUACGAGCAGGCCAAUAAAGUCUUUGACAAGGCAGUUAAGCUGGAGCAAGACUUUGGAGAGUAUUUCACAGCUAUUGUACAGGGUGACUCACUAGAGGAGAUCUACAACAAAAUCAAGCUAAUCAUCGAGGAGCAGUCUGGUCCCUACAUCUGGAUCCCCUCCUCAGAGAAGCUCUGAGCUUCCCGCCGUCCCCCUUCUGCCUCCCAGAGACCCCACCCAAGCCCAAAUAGCCCCCCUCCUCACUUCCUUUUUGCAGAUAUGUUUCAUAUCAAGUUUUAGUGUCAUCAUUAUGUUACUCUCUAAAUGGAAAAAGAAGUCUUAUCACCAUUACUGUGACUGUGCACACCCCUGCAUGAGUUUCUCAACAAAAUCCAUUCAAGACUGGAAAUGCCAUUCCAAAGGAAUUUGUCAACAAAAGGGAAAAAGGAAUAAAUCCUUUUGUGAACUAGGACUGACUGAAGAUCAGAAUGUUACAGAAAUCUGGAGAGAGGAGUUGGGAUUCAAAAGGAAGUUGCAGGGAAACAGACAAAUCAUACCAAGUUGGAACACUUUGUAAAUGUUCAUCAGAUCACAUUUAAAAAGACACCCAAGAUGAAAAGUGAAGACCAAUUAAGGUUGUUUUUUUUUCUUUCUUUUCUAAAGACUGGAUAAAAAUCGAGCCCUGCUGAUGGUACUGUUCAAGGAGUCAUCUCUCUUGUUUAUAAUGACUGAGGAAAUUAGUGGAGCCUACAAACUGGUGAUCUAUUUAUCACAAACCAGCUUGCUGUUUGGUCGUCUGCCAGUUGUCUGUGCUGCAGCUGAUAAAGACAUCUCGGGAGGCAGAUCAAGAGGAAGAAACGCGUUGUGAAUCUCUACAUUUAUAUUAUGAAAUCACAAGAUAAAUGAUAAAACCCCACUGAGAUUUUCCUACAUAUUAAAUACUACACAUUUUACACUUCACUAGAAUUGUCAAUUUGGAGGGCUGUUAAAUUUCUUUUCUUUUUUCUUUGUGGGAUUUUUUGCUUGUGGUUUUUAGCUGCUCUGUGUAAAGGUUGGAGGUAGAGAAGUGUAACUGGGCUCUCUGCAAAACACCAAACUGCCUUAGAUCAAAUACAAAUUCUGUUUUGUGACUGACUACCUGUUGUCUGUGAGGGAGGCUGCACACAAUUGACACGGAAAAGAGAGGAAACAUUCAAAUCUUUUCUUACUUGUUUGUGUCAUCCAGCUGCCAGGAGGCCUGACUUGAGUGCAAUAGUUAAAAACGAAGUCUCACCUCUUCAAUAGAUAAAACAAAGUCUCGCCUCUGUGGGCGCCUUUUCUCGCCUGCACUUCAACCUUCCUUCCUGUGUAAGUAAAGAAUUUGGCCAUUGGAUUACAAUUUGGACAGCCAGAGCCUCCUAACUCAUGUUGAGCAGCAGACCACCCUAUUACACUCUCUGCCUUCCAAGAGGAUUCUCUUCCGAUUGAAUGGUCAUAUGGUACUGUCCUAUCUGCCGCCAUAACGGUGGCCUUAAAACGGGUAGAACAAGACAAUAAUUGUAUUGGAUGUCCUAAUGAUUAAAGAGUUAAUAUAUCCUGUUUUGGAUUGUCCCCCUGUACCCCUACCAAAAAUAACACUAAAGUUGGGUUUGAUUAAAACCUACAUGCUUUGUGUAUCUCUACACGUAUAAAUUCUUGAUGAAUCUGUUGUUGGCAGGUACUGAACCACUGUGUUGAGCUCUUAGCGUGUCUAGGGUGAGCUAGACCAGCUCAGGAAUCUUUAACGUACAGAUACCAUUUCCCCUGCGACUGAAAGGGCCAUGUUUUGGCAAUGACACAGAGUUCAUAGCUGUCAAAUGUGAACAAGUACUUCUAGUACAAUUUCAACUCAACAGUGUAAUCGGGCUGUAUCAUGUCUUCUCUUUUUCGUGAGGUGGCGAGUUUGUUCAAGGCCGUCGGGGCUAUAACCGUUUUGAGUUGGCUGUAUGGCAUCACCAGGAUUGAAAUGACCUGCUCCACCCUCCCAUGCAGAUCUUGGCACUGUAUGUUAAUGUGUGCAUGUGAGAGAGUGCGUCUGAAGGAGUACUGUGGCCCCUGAUCCUGUGAACGUUCUCGCUUUCCUCCUCAGCUUUUUGAAGAGCGCAAAGGAUUUUUUUUUUUUUUUUUUUUGUCUUCUCAGAGAGCCAGACCCAACAGGAAGUGGUAACCUAAGACCUCUGGGUCCCCUGCUCUCUCCCACCCACAGAGCACCUGUACCUGCAGGCAUUUUCUGAACAGGUGUGCCCACCUGCCAGGCACCACUGCUAAACCAGCUGUCAUUACCUGUGUCAAAACCAGAGUUCAGGGAAUAACCGAAGGGAACAGAGCCAUUUAUAAACUGCUUGCAGACUGUUUCAAAGGGUGUGGUAGCUGUACAAUGUAAAUAAGCCCCCAGCAGAUCCCCCUCACCUGUGCUUCAUGCAUGUGUGAAUCAAACUGAGACAAAUGUUUUAUAGACCACAAAUGUCAGGUAAGUAAAGUUUGAGCUACUAUUGAGAUAUAAUUUCCAUACAAAUGUGCUGUAUUGUUGGUAUUUCUCUUCAAAUGCCUAUUGGAAAUUAACUAGUCAGUUGGGAAUUAAUUUCCCUAAAGUAGGGCCUGUCUACAUGUGAUUUCUUGUGGAACGUGUCUGGGUGUAUAGAUUUUAAAAAUAUAUUGUAAAAUAAUUAAAGAGAUGCAGGCAGAAACCUACACAAUAUCACAGAAACCAGGAGCAUUGAUCAAUACAUCAUUAGAAGUUUAGAAUUGGUCCUCUCUGGUGUUUAGUUGAAAUACAGCUGACUGUUAACAAUGUGUGUGGUAUUUAUACCUCAGUCAGUCAUGUCAAAGCCCAAAGAACUUGAUUUCAUUUUGCUCUUUCCAUUGAGGUUGUGGUAUAUAACAAGAUGGAACCUGAAUGCCUCUGUGUGUGUAUAAUUGAUGAGGGUCUUUGUUCUGAUGAGAGAAAUUAUGACAUAUAUGCUUUUAAUUUUGGGUGGGGGGGUCAGGGUUCUUGUUUGUACUUUUGGGUGAUGUUUAUGUUAUAGCACAUCUGUGCAGUAAGUGCUUGCAAACAUGAACCCUUUGAUUGUACAGUAGUUUCUUCCUGUCACUGCAGGUGGUACAGCCUAUCAGGACACUUGGCCUCAUGGUCUUCCCUGUCCUAGUCAUGAGGGAACACAGUCCUGCAACUUUUGUUUGGGUUUUAUUUUGGGACUUGACAAGAGUUUAUUUGUUUGAAAAUAAAAUAUGUGACUCAGUUA